CGCCUCCUGCCUCCAUGUCGACUCGGAAUCCCUUCAAACGCCUGGCAGCGCGCGCCACGGGCGACAAGCUGACUCCACAGGCAACAGGAACGUCAACAUCGAUGUCGGACCCGUUCAUCUCGCCCAACCCCACGGGGACGACGGUGUCCGAGGCUCAGAGCCUCACGGUCGAUGGCAAGCAAGGCCAGAAUCAGGAUACCUUCCAUGAUCAAGCAGAUGCCUCGAGCGACUCGGCAGGCGCUUCUGCCAGUACCUCUCAUCAUGACGUCGCGGACGCGAUGAGCAACUUGACGAUCAGCACGCAGCCACCAGCCCUCCCACCGCGACGAGAGACCGUGGACGACGAAACCCCUCCCGAUACACCGCAAGCACCGUCUCCCACCGCAUCUCCUCCCCCUCACACGCCCCCGCGCACCCCCACGCAGACGCAGCACAGCCCUCCCCAUCAGUCAUCUGCGCCUACGUCUAGUUCCCCGCCACCUCUUCCGCCGCGUCAGGGAAGCACGGCGACGUAUGUGCCACUGUCUUCGCCGCCUACAGGAGCGACCCGCACAUCUCCCCCGACUGCUGGACCGUCCGCGAACACUCGCGCGUCAUCGCCUCCUCCGCCAUCUUUCAUGUCGAUAGACGAGGAUCCUCCUGACUAUACGCCAACCCCCGAUUAUAGACACGGGGAGGAGACCCUUGAAUACGGCCCUUCUCGUCCCUUUCAGAGACCCCAGCCCACUGCACAAGGAUAUAAUGGCUGGACCGCCCAAGCGCAACGCCCUCAACACACCGGCGCCUACCUCUCGCCCCAUCCAACCGGCGUCUUCCUCUCACCCCAGCCCACCGGCAGCGGCCGACGCCCUUCGCCCGGCGGUCUGCUCGGCCAACUAGCAUCUGCAGUCGACCGCGCGCUGGAAAAUCUGGCUACCCCUCCAGGCUCGACAUACGGGCCGGGGUACGGGCAGAGACCGCCCCAACCGCCCAUUCCGCCCGUACCGCCCAUGCCUCCGCGACCACCCAUGUCGCCGAUGGGCAGACCACCUAUGCCGCCGCAGCAGCCUCGACCUCCGCCUGCGCCGGGGGCGCCGCCUCCUCCGCCGUUGCAUCCGCAGCACACGGGACUGAGGCCUGAGUAUACGGGGCUGAGACCUCAGCCUACGGGCAGCGCACCACCGCGCCCCGAAUCUGACUUCGCGCGCGAUUUCUACGCGGCGGGGCCUGCUGAUGUGAACGGGGUACCUCAAUCGUCGUCCACGCCGCACCUUUCUGCGCCCGCGGGCUCUUCGCCAACUGCGGCAUCUCCCUCUAGCGCCAACAACAGCCACAGUCGCGCCACUUCUAGCCCAUCUUCCUCCAACGCUGCCUCCACCAACCUCCGCCCCACGACUACGCCUACGCCCGGCCAUCCGCUCCUGCGCGACAACCGGGUCCUCGUCUACCCCGCGGGAUACGAGUGUCCUAAGUGCGGCAACACGGGAUACAAGCACGGUGACCCCGACCAGCCCUGCAAGCGUUGCUGGCGCAAGUACGGUCGCGCGUACGAGGGGGCGCUCACGUAUGCGGAUUUUGGACCCGGAGGGGAUGGAAGGAUGCAAAGGCCGCUGAGGGCUCAACAACCCCCGCAGCAAUCGCAGUCCUUUUCAGGUAGAAGACCGACCAACGGAGGACCUCCCGGCGCCGCGUACCAUGACCGGCGACCAGGCUCGGCAGGCGCGUCGUUCGGUCGGCCGCAACCUGCGUCUUUCGGCCCCAGCUACUCGCGCGUACCCGGGACGGGCCUGCGCGUGCCCGCGAAUGGACCGCUGCUCGCGCAUCGGCCGUCGUGGUCGGCGGGGACGCCGUCAGGGGCGUGGGGCUCGCCUGCGGGAGCGUGGGGUGGUGGGCCACCUAUGCGGACAGGAUACGGGGCGGCGCCGCCGGGCGCGGUGGUGUACGCGCCUGGGGAUCCGAGGAUCGGGGGCAGGCCGUGCUGGAGGUGCGGGGGUGAUGGCACGGUCUCCUCUUUCUUCGGCUUGGACGAGGAUACGUGUAAUGUCUGUGGAGGUAUCGGACAAUGUUCUAUAUGUACGUCUGCCUCUGCCUCCGGACAUGCGAUCAUGAACUGGGGAACCGAGGACGUAGCCCCAGGGGACGCUGGCGAGGCGCUCUGUGCGCUCUACGUCUCCCGCCACCCCCUCGAUGAGCCUUUCUACCAGCCCGCAAACCUCCCCAUCUACAUCGCGCUCGGCCAGUAUGGCAUGGGCCCGCUCGUCAUCCGCGAGCUCGCCGAGGAGCGCUCGCUGACCGCCACGGAAGCGGAGCACCGCGAGCUCACCAAGCGUCGAGACCCGGCCGCUGUGGUGCCCGACCCCGACCUGAAGAUCACGAUGUACGCCGUGCGGGAGCUGGAGAGGAGAAACGCCCUCGACGCGCGCGCGAUCACGCUGUUCUCGCUCGUCUGGGAGUGCGUGGUGGUCAAGCGGAUGGCCGCGCUGCACCAGGGGCCCCAGCUCGACUCGCAAAUUCAGUGCGAUCCAGACAAGUACGCCAACGCACGCGCGUCCAGCUCCCCGCCGGCUCUCACUCCCACCGGCACCCCACAUCCCUCCCCCUCCGGCCCCUUACCUAUGCCCCGCUGCACGGAUGACGACCAAAAGGCGCUGUAUAACCGCUUGCUCGCGGACUAUCGCUCCUUCGACGUAACGAGCCCCGAUCUGCAGGACGUGCGCUGCGCGCUGCCCGAGCUCGAGCAGGCGGGCGUGCUCAAGCUCGUGUACGGGCCACAUCAGCUGGAGGACGACGAGAUCGAAUACCAGCGGCCAGUGCUGUGGUUUGUGCACCGAUGUUUGCACAAGGUUGCCGCGCUCGGGCAGUACGUCAAGGAGGAGGACGUGGUGGCGGCAGCGACACGGACAUUUGUAGAGGCGGUUCGGUGACGAGGGUGAUAUACAUAGGACUGUACAUCUUGGACUGUUCGCUUUUGUACUUGGCUCUGCUCUCGUAUUUAUGAAAGAUUGCUGUCCUCCUCUCCCUAAUAGCCUGAACUUCGCGCAAAAAGGCCUCUGUCUCCGAAAAAUAUAGAAGUGAUUCAGAC
Messenger RNA from Schizophyllum commune H4-8, 3061 nucleotides. RefSeq lists its product as uncharacterized. The transcript has 7 exons. The record is from RefSeq and is a predicted model, not a curated record. Gene Ontology annotation, cellular component: cytoplasm. The coding region runs from base 15 to 2903 and encodes 962 amino acids. NCBI's taxonomy places the organism in Eukaryota, Fungi, Basidiomycota, Agaricomycetes, Agaricales, Schizophyllaceae.